Molecule: messenger RNA, 1722 nt
Organism: Diatraea saccharalis (sugarcane borer)
Lineage: Eukaryota; Metazoa; Arthropoda; Insecta; Lepidoptera; Crambidae
Source: the annotation of a GenBank genome assembly
AUGGAACUACAAAUUCAACUUUUACUUUACUUGGAUAAAAAUCGUAUUUUAUUCGAUAUGAAAAGUCACUGCGAAAACUUUAUUAGCAAUUCAACUUCGGAAACUUUGUGCAAAUUCCCGCCAUUUCGAUACAACCUCGAGAUUGAUGUUAUGACUUUGCUCGACUUUUUACCUGAACUUGGAAGAUCGUUGUUAACUGAACCAUUAAAGUGGCAACGUACUUGUGAUAAAAUCUUAUAUGCUAUAUUACGAUCCUUCGAAAAUGACUUCCUAGAUACUAUUCAAACGAAUCAAGUUGCUGUAGUAAUAAGGUUGAAGAACAUAUCUCCUCAUAUGACGGAAUCAGGUCCGGGUGUUUAUAAAAGCCUGGAUUGUUUUAAAGGGAAGCUUCUUAAUGUUUCAAAACCUUUUCCAUACGUAUACCAUACAGUAUGGUCAUGCCCAGAAGAAUGCGAUAGCAACGAAGUCAUUAUACGUGGUAUACCUAAAACACCUACAAGAUGCUCGGUCUGCAGAAGUAUUCUCUUUGAAAAUUCUGUACUGAGAAGAUGUGGAGAACAAAUUACUGCCACAUUCAAAAUGAAAAAUGUAGUUAUGCCAAAAAAGCUUGAAAUUGUUGACGAUUUAUUAUUGAAAGCAAAGCUAGGUCUAAACUAUCUUAUAACAAUAGUCGUACAAAAGAAUAUUACAGAAGUUUGGUCAAUAGAAGUCCUCGAGCCUCUCCUUUUACCAAUUACAGCUUUUACUUCGUGCGACAUACAAGAAUUAUUCGAUGUUUGCGAUGGUGUACCGUGGAAGUUCAUUUAUUGUCUAGCAUCCACAAUUGGCGCUACAUUAUGUCCACUCAACUGUUUUAUGCACUUAAAAAUUACUUUACUAUUAAGUUUGACCAGCAUCAAAGCUAAUGUAUUUAAUGUGUCUAACAUUAUUCACGUAUUAGCUACAGGUUUUGAUACAAGAUUUGUAGGAAAACUGAUGUAUGCUGGAGCUGCGCUCGCUAACACUUCCAUGGCACUCGGAACUUCAAACACCUCAAUUACAUCAUCUCUAAUAGCAUGCACUGGUGGUAUAUUAUUCAUGCCAUUACCUUUGCAUACUUAUCAUAAAAAGUUAACAGGCGCUAUUCUAUCGUCUAUCGAAAGUAACGAAAUAAUUCACGAUACAGGUAGAAUAAAACUUGGAUGUGCGGUCUGGGCGCAAGGAAUGGAUUUUAAGAAUGUUAAUGUUAACGACAUCGCUAAGGUUUUCGGUACAGUAUGUCGGGGCGAUUACGGAGAAUAUGAGGAUGAUAUAGCAGAGUAUAUGCUUUUAAAAGCAAUAGAUCCAAACCAUAAUAGGAAUGAUGAGAAACAAGCAAUGACGGACGUUGCACAAUACAUAGAUCUAGUAGCUAGUAUACCUGUGAAAUUAGACUGUGUGUCAGAAAAGAAAUUAACAAACUAUUUCCUGGCAGCACGCAAGGAAAGACCGCGCGGCGUGCCAAUCGGGAGCUUGGAGACAUUGUUAAAUAUUUGCAUGAACUCGGCGCGCCUGUGCCGACGAUUCGUGACAAAUGAACAAGAUGCGAUAUUUGCAAUCUGGUUGCAUGUUAGCGCAUGUUUCGAGCCGAGAUUUGCACCUGAUGAAUAUCUCCAGACACCAGCCGACGUUAAACAAUUGCAUAAAAUUUUUGAUAAUUUUAAAAAUUGGCUCAACGAGUUUACAGGUUCCUAUGAUUAUUAA